CACAACCGAGCUCUUGCGCGUAGCCGGUCGGUCUGUCGGUCGCUGUACGCUAUCCACGCGGUGGCGAGAAGAAACGGCAGGUGUCAGACUCGGUUCUGUUAAUGCCUUUUACACAGCUUCUACCUUAAGAACAGCAAAUCGAUCCGCUUGGAUGAUAUAGGGAGACAAGUCUCGCGCGCUGCCACAAUUGCUUCAUUUGCAAGAGGGAUUUGUAUUGCCAUUUUAUAAUUUUUUUAGUGGUGUGAACUCUACCCCCCUCCCUUGUUCCUGACCUUGUGACCCCAGGCUGCCAGGACACCGUGACUGAGGAGGCCACCAUGAGUCAGGAGGGGCAGCAUGACCCCCUACACACAGACACACCACCUCCAGAUACACCCCCAGCCCCUGGAGAGGAGGAGGCUGACGGCUCAAUGGCGAGAGAGCUGGAGCCCUGCAAUGGGACAAAGACAGAGGAGGAACAGCAAGGUGAAGCAGAAGAUGGAGAUACAGAGAAUAACAGAAACACACAGUCCAGUGCAGAGGAGAAGGUGACAUUAGAAGAGGAAGGUAGAAACAGUGAGAUUGAGAGCAGCUGCUUAGAUCCUGUAACAGAAAAUGGUAAUAGGGACAUCAGUGAAGGUGAAGACACACAGUCGCUGCUGCCUCAAAGCCCAGAAAACGACUCAACCAAGUCCCUGUGUGCUCUAAGGUUUGAGAACGGGACCGAAGAUGACAGCGAAGGGCAGGAGGAUGAGCAGGGGGUCCUGGAGGAGCCUUCAGCACAGGGGAACCUAGACGCCUUAAGCUCCACGUUUGAGCUCUCCGUAGAAGAAGCAGAUGCUGAGAUAGAGGACGAGGACGGCGGAGAGGAAAGGGAGCCCCGAAAUCAGGACAGUUUCAGCUCUACAUUUGAGAGCAUUGUGGAGCAGGUCGCCAAGACAACGGCUGUGGAGGAGGAAGAGGACGACGGAGAGGAAGAGUACGACAGGACGAAAGAGACCCAGGACGGCUUCAGCUCCACGUUUGAACGCAUCGUCGAGUCAGAGCUUCUAAGAGGCGGGACUUGCUACAGCAGUUUGGAUUCACUGGAUGUGUUAUCGCUCACUGAUGAGACAGACAGCUGCGUCAGCUUUGAGGCACCCCUCACCCCUCUCAUCCAGCAGAGGGCCCUAGUAGGCCCUGAACCUCCAGAACUGGAGCUGGAGACCGUGCAGGAAGGGGCUGAGAGUGAGGCUGAGCUUGGGACGGAGAUGGCAAGGGAUGAAGCAAGCUCUGCAAGUCCACUACGGACCACUAUUCCAGGAAGCAGGUCGGAAAAUGUCUUGAGCCAGCCGGCACAAUGGAGCAUCCCUAAUGGAUUCCACAUUGAGCUGCCUGGGAAUGGAGAGAAUGGAGGAACGAUGCCAAACUCUAUCAGUGAUGCCAGCCUCACAGAUGUGCUGUGUGACUCGGAUUCUGAGUUGGGCAGCAUGGACCCACUGGAGAGAGGAAGCACGGAUACUCUCGCCAACGGCUGCCGCGUCGACUCAGAUGCUGCCAAACGAUUGGCUAAGCGACUCUUUUAUCUGGAGGGCUUCAAGCGCUGUGAUGUGGCACGACACCUGGGCAAGAAUAAUGAAUUCAGCCAGUUGGUGGCAUCGGAGUACCUGAGCUUCUUUGAUUUCACGGGGUUGUCAUUAGACAGAGCGCUGAGGAACUUCCUGAAGGCAUUUCCUCUGAUGGGAGAGACGCAGGAGAGAGAACGUGUGCUGGUGCACUUCUCCAAACGCUUCUGCCACUGUAACCCAGAAGCUCUCACCUCAGAGGAUGGUGUUCACACACUUACCUGCGCACUUAUGCUUCUUAACACAGACCUGCAUGGACACAAUAUUGGGAAGAAGAUGUCUUGCCAGCAGUUCAUUAGCAAUCUGGAUGGCCUCAACGACGGCAAAGAUUUUCCCAAAGAAUCUCUCAAGGUGCUCUAUAACUCGAUAAAGAAUGAGAAGCUGGAGUGGGCGAUUGAGGAAGAUGAGUUGAGGAAGAGUCUGUCGGAGCUGGUGGACGAGCAGUGUGAGGCGGGAGGGAAGAGGGUUGUCAGGGUAACGGACAGCAGUAACCCUUUUAUCGCCAUUCCACUUUUGCUUAAUGCCGUGACGUACAAACACGGCAUUCUGACACGCAAAAGCCACGCAGACAUGGACGGCAAACGCACCCCGAGAGGACGCAGAGGCUGGAAGAAGUUUUAUGCCGUGCUGAAGGGGAUGAUUCUUUACCUGCAGAAAGAUGAGUACAAGCCUGAUAAAGAUCUGUCAGAGGUGGACCUGAAGAAUGCAGUACGGGUUCACCACGCUCUUGCUAUUAGGGCCUGUGACUACAGCAAAAGACAGAACGUCCUCAAACUCAAGACCUCGGACUGGAGAGUAUUCCUCCUGCAGGCCCCGAGUGAAGAGGAGAUGAUGUCAUGGAUUUUCAGGAUUAAUCUGGUCGCUGCUCUUUUCUCGGCUCCUGCUUUUCCCGCUGCCAUCGGCUCCAUGAAGAAAUUCUGCAGACCGCUACUGCCUUCAUCCACCACUAGACUCAACCAGGAGGAGCAACUGAAGUCCCAUGAGAACAAACUAAAGCAGAUUUCUCUGGAGUUGGAGGAACACAAGAGGAGCCCACCAGAUCUGACCCCCAAGAGCAAAGAUUCAGAAGAGUAUCGAAUCAAAGAGCACUAUUUAACCUAUGAGAAAUGUCGCUAUGAGACGUACAUCAGUCUCCUGCAGGCCAAGUUUCGCACAGGAAGUGAUGACUUGGAUAAGAUUGAAGCCAGCCUGUUCACUGGGGAGGGGAAAGAUGGUUACCUGCGCAAAACUCAGUCCAGCCCGUCAAUCAGCCAAGGUCAGGGGGUCAACGGACGGGCCGGUCAUAAACACACCCCAGAUCACAAUAGCUGAAGAGCCUUCUUUGACCUCUGAACUCAUGUGACACACUCACGUUUGAGCCUGACUGCAGUGGGUUUGAAUAUGUGAGACAGUGUCGAGAGAAAUACAAACGUAGCAUUAUAAUGUCCUUAUUAUUUCAAAGUACAGUAAAUUUAUUAUGACCAUUAUGUAUAUUAUUAGUAUUAUUACUACAACAAUAAACAUUGUUAAUAAUGCUAUAAACAUUAUUAUGUGCCAAAAAUGAAAAAAUGAGGAGACCAAGACUGUAUAAGUGGGAAGAAAUGACAACACUGCAUAUAAAGUUAAGAAAAGGUGAACUGUGGCAUUACAAAUGCAUUGUGGAAGAUGCACUGUGACAUGCAGCCAUGUUGUGAUGUCAUUUAGAAUUUUAAGCCUGGCUGACACUACAGGAGUUUUAAAAUCAUUACUGAUUUUGAAAUCUGGUUGCAGCACACACAUAAGGAGAAUCUUUGCAGAUUAUCUUCCCUCAAAUAUUAAACAUGCACACACUACAAGAUUUGAACAUCGUGGCACAUCACACACUGCAAAAUAUCAUUAAGCUCAUGCCAGAGGGAUCGCCUCACGUGAUCUCACGCAGCAGAUAGUCACAGAAUUUAUUUAGGGGUUUUUUUGUUGUUUUUUUAGCAUGCUAGCUUUCUGCACUCACCUGGUUUUCACUCAUUUCACUGCAGCACUUCUAUUUCUCCUUACAGUUGUGAUGUGUCUUCGACACAUUACAGACAAUUGUGUUCGUCAAGUAACAGUUUCCUCUAUCUCCACUAUCCAACGAAGCCCUACAUCAGCUGUUUUGCGGUUUUGCGCAUUGGCUGUGAAAGUACUGACGUAAUCAUAUAGCCAUCAUCAUCCCGAUUUAAAUCCUAAAUAUCAAACAUGUUUGAUAAUAAUCGGUGCUGCCCCGAUUUGUGUGCGAGCAGAUCGGUAGGUUCGAGAUUCGAUCGGUAAAUGCCUCAUAUUACCAGAUAAUCCGCGCCGAACAUUAGGACAGAUUGAGGUGCUCGACAAGAUGUUUGCUCCGAUUCUCGGGAGGGGGAAAUCGGGGCUAAAUCAGGCUAAAAAUCCUGUAGUGUGAGCCAGGCUUUACUGUGACACACAAAGAGAUUCAUUUAGGUUCCAUUAAAGGGACAAAAUCUGACCCUCAUAUCUUUCCAAAUCUGUACGAUUUUCUUCGGAGUAACAUAGAAGAUAUUUUAAAGAAUGUUGGGGCCUAAACAACAUCAUUCCCCAUUUUCUUUCAUUGUAUGAAAAAAAAAGAAAACUGCCUAAGACAUUUUUCAAAACAUCUUUUGUGUAAUGCAAAAGAUGGAAAGUCAUACAGGUUUGGGGUGACUUGAAGACAGAAUUUGUUAGUGUUAAAGUCAGUUUAUAUGCGGAGAUGACAAUGAGUAUUGGUCAAUAGAUCAACCAAUAAAGCGCUGCAGUGAUAGUAUUUUUGUAGGCCAACCUGAAAGUUUGCAUAACCUUGCUUCCCUCAACAAAAACAUUAUUGCAGAAAAUAAGCUCUGUGACCGAUAAAAGUUUAUGAUUCUUACAUACUUUAUUCAACAUAAUAAUCUUCAGAAAUGGACAAAAUUGUAUGAAUUUUGACACCUAAAGCCUGGACACACCGAGCCAACAGCGAGCGACCGUCGGGCUAGUUUAUUUGCUGUGUUCCACUCGUCGGCUCUAAUUGGAUGUUCAGUUUAGCGAACGAGUCCGUGCCCGAGAAUCAAAUUGAAAGUGAUGAAAACAAUCAUGUGAAUGAAGGCGGUACAGACAGAAGGCGGUUUAAAUAUUACAUGAUCUUUCCCAAUCAUUCUAAUACGUGAAUGUUUUCAACAUGAGCCGCUUAAAAAGAUUAAAGCUACUGAUAUUCAAAAUGGUAAGCAAGCGCUGCUUUGUUUACAUUUCGUAUAUCUGCGUUUAUCUCGUAUAUCUUUAUUUCAGUUUCUCCUUUUGAAUGACGAAUAUAAAUACUAUUAAUAGCUGCUGAUAUGAACAGCUCGUUCCUCUCAGGCAUGCGCAGAACGACCGUGUUAGUUUGCCAUCGGCUGUAGUCUGUGCGGUUUGUUACAGCGCAGCUUUUUGGUCCAACGUCCUUUCGUUGCUGCUAGUUCUUUGAAGUUGGCUUGGUAUGUCCGGGCCUUAAAUAUAAUCAACAAAAGUAAAACGCUAAACAUAGGCUAUGAGUGAAUUACAAUAUGGCCACAUGUCUUCAACUUCUCCGCUAUUAACCUUCAAACAACUCUUUCAAUCAAAUUUUUUUUUAUCCCUAAAAUUCAAUUUUGUUUCAGUUUUUGGCCUAUAAAACAUGUCAUCUCUGCAGCACUCUAUAGCAUCCAGUUAAGGUGGGACUGUCAGUUUGACUGACCAAUGGCAGACAGGGAGAGUUCUGAAAAUCUGUUUGAAAAGUCUAAAUUGCAAUUCCGCACAGAAAUGACACAUUUCACCUUUAAAUAAAUCAUGACAUCACUUUGCAGUGUUUGACAUUCUUUAUGACUUCACAACGUGUGUUGAAUCCCAAGGCUGUGUGUGGUAAUGGCUUCCUUAUUGACAGGUCUGCUUUAGAUGUAGGAUUUGAUGUACUUGUGAGAUGCUCACAGUAUCGGUCUCAUGAAGUGGCCAGUUUAAGGGCUUUGCUGCACGUUGGGGUGCAUGUAAAGAUUCAUGUGGGCUGUUUGUAGUGUUAUAUAACUACCCCUUUGUAAUUAUUUAUUAUGUUAUAUUUAUUAAUUGUAAAUUUAUAUUCUCCUUUUGGAGACAAUAUAGCGGGAAGUCGCUUGUAAAGAUGCCUACAUUUGACCCUUGAUUAGUUUUACCUGCACCGUUGUUGUUUUUUGUUUGUUGUUUUAACUCUCUUAACCGAGGAGCUGACAGUCCCCUUCAAUGGAUCCAGGGAUAUAUCCGAUGUUGAAAAAUACAGUGUCUUAACACGGGACAGGGUAUGGGACAUUGUAUGCGCACAAGCGAGGAAGGAAGACUGCAAGUUGAGUCUGAAUAUGCAAAACAGUGACGAAGAGGAAAAAAAAAUUGGAACUGAAAGCGACGCCCUCAUUUUCUCUAUUCAAUGGACCACAAAGCCUCUAUGUGUUUCUAUGUGCCUGCAGAAAAUUCAACCUGGACUGAAUAUUGAGCAGCAGGACUGCAAACAACACACCAUGAACCUCCCUGCUUCUUCAUCUGAAUCGCUGUAGCGUAUCGAAACGUCUCAAUCCUGGAAACGUGUCACUUUUGAAGAAGAUAAUUGUUCUUGAGCCACCAAAUAGGACUCUGAAACUUAACGGUACAAACUUUGAGCAAGUGCAAGUAGAUUUUUAUAGUCCUGUUGUAAAGCAUGAGGACGUGAGAGAUUGAGCUUUUGGCUCUUUCAUGCUUUAUGGAUGUGGAAUGACAUUAGAGCUGCAAUUUUAUACAUUCUUAGUAAUGGCUUUCUUAAAAGGGACCUCUAUAGCCUUCUUUUCGCUUUGGCUGUUGUGCUAACAUGAUUUUCCCGUUUAGGGUAGAACUCAGAUGCUGUUGUAAUAAAAGAUUGU
Messenger RNA from Carassius carassius (crucian carp), 6412 nucleotides. Its product is annotated as PH and SEC7 domain-containing protein 2-like. Gene Ontology annotation, molecular function: phospholipid binding; guanyl-nucleotide exchange factor activity; protein binding. The coding region runs from base 318 to 2894 and encodes 858 amino acids. Gene Ontology annotation, biological process: regulation of ARF protein signal transduction. NCBI's taxonomy places the organism in Eukaryota, Metazoa, Chordata, Actinopteri, Cypriniformes, Cyprinidae. The record is from RefSeq and is a predicted model, not a curated record. The transcript is spliced from 15 exons.